Molecule: messenger RNA, 1859 nt
Organism: Camellia sinensis
Lineage: Eukaryota; Viridiplantae; Streptophyta; Magnoliopsida; Ericales; Theaceae
Source: RefSeq, a predicted model, not a curated record
GAGGGGCCAGUCACGUGACGUGGCUUUGUAGGAUCCGUGUGAGUGUGAGCUAGUGAGAAAGGUAGCUCAACUCAACUGCGGCGGAGCGGAGCUACCAAGAAUUCCCCAGUUCCCGCACCAAAAAUCACACAAACAAAUACACACACCCCCACUCUCAAAUCCCAUCUCUCUCUCUCUCUUCCAAUCAAUCAUCAAUCUAUACUGAUUUUCUGUGUGUAUAUAGAUAGAUAGAUAGAUAGCAGUAAGAUAUAAAGAUGAUGUUGAUUAGAACAAUUUGUCCGAAUCGACGCCCACUGUUGUCGAUGAUCCUGAACCUGCAUUCGUCCUCGUAUUCUUCUUGUGCUGAAAUUCAAGCAGAGCGAACGAUCAGAGAUGGUCCCAGACACGAUUGGACGCGGGAUGAAAUCAAAUCCAUCUACGACUCCCCUCUUCUCGAUCUCCUCUUCCAUGGGGCUCAAGUUCAUAGACAUGCUCAUAACUUUAGGGAAGUGCAGCAGUGUACUCUUCUAUCUAUAAAGACAGGUGGAUGCAGUGAAGAUUGUUCUUAUUGCCCUCAAUCCUCCAGGUAUAACACUGGAUUGAAAGCCCAAAAGCUUAUGAACAAGGAAGCUGUUCUUGAGGCAGCACAAAAGGCAAAGGAAGCUGGUAGCACUCGUUUUUGCAUGGGUGCUGCAUGGAGAGACACAAUAGGAAGGAAGACCAACUUCAACCAGAUUCUUGAAUAUGUGAAAGAAAUAAGGGAAAUGGGGAUGGAGGUCUGCUGUACCUUGGGAAUGCUCGAGAAACAGCAAGCUUUGGAAUUGAAGAAGGCAGGCCUUACAGCUUAUAACCACAAUCUUGAUACCUCAAGAGAGUAUUACCCUAAUAUUAUAACCACAAGAUCAUAUGAUGAACGUUUGGAAACCCUUGCAUAUGUUCGUGAAGCGGGGAUCAAUGUCUGCUCAGGAGGAAUAAUAGGGCUAGGAGAAGCAGAGGAGGACCGAGUUGGUUUGUUGCAUACACUUGCAACACUCCCUGCACAUCCAGAGAGUGUUCCCAUCAAUGCACUGGUUUCAGUUAAAGGCACACCUCUCGAAGAUCAGAAGCCAGUUGAGAUAUGGGAGAUGAUUAGGAUGAUUGGCACAGCCCGUAUCGUUAUGCCGAAAGCAAUGGUCAGGUUGUCAGCCGGAAGAGUUCGGUUCUCCAUGCCGGAGCAGACACUCUGCUUUUUGGCUGGUGCAAAUUCCAUCUUCACCGGCGAGAAGUUGCUGACAACUCCCAACAAUGAUUUUGAUGCUGAUCAACAAAUGUUCAAGGUGCUUGGACUGCUCCCAAAAGCUCCCAGUUUUUCUGAUGAUGAUUUCGAAGCAGAAAAUUGUGCAAAAGCCGUGUCUAGUUCUGGUUGAGAUAGAUAGAUACAGCUUUAUCACAGGGACGUACUUGGUCACCUCUCUGCAAUGAAAAAGCUUCUUUCUACCUCCUCGCAAAUGUGGAUAUUCAUUUGGUCCAAUAAUGUCACAAUUUCACUGGAAGAUUAUUUGAUCAAACCAUUUCUCGUGGAUAUUGUUAGUAGGGACUACUAGGAUAGAAAAUUGUUUGGGUUGGUGUACCCAAAAUUGCCCAAUUAAUUAAUGGGUUUUGAUGGGUCAGUUUAAUUCAGGUUUGUUUACAGAUAUGGACCUAAAUUAUCCAUUUAGGGUUAGGUUAAAUCAGGUUGGUUUGGAAGCAUGGAUCGGAAUGACCCAUUUACCCUGCACCUUUGUUCUGCUCCCUCCCUCUAUUUGUUUCCUCCUUUUUUUCUUUUUUUGAGAUAAAAGUCUCAACUGUUGAUUAAUAAUCAUUAUCAUAAGGAUAGCUGUCCGCCAAACCCUUUAACCACU